CACCACAUUCCUUGGUAGCAAAUUCCACUGCCGAACAGCUUUUACUGUCAGGAAGUUCUUCCUAAUGUUUAGGUGGAAUCUUCUUUCUUGUAGCUUGAAUCCAUUGCUCCGUGUCCGCUUCUCUGGAGCAGCAGAAAACAACCUUUCUCCCUCCUCUCUAUAUGACAUCCUUUGAUAUAUUUGAACAUGGCUAUCAUAUCACCCCUUAACCUUCUCUUCUCCAGGCUAAACAUACCCAGCUCCCUAAGCUGUUCCUCAUAAGGCAUCGUUUCCAGGCCUUUGACCAUUUUCGUUGCAAUGUGGAUAAAAUUCAUUCAUCCCCCCCCCAAAAAAAUAUAGUCUGGUCCCCUACAAGGUUUGAGGGACAGUGGACCGGGCCCCUGUUGCAAACAUUUGCUGACCCCUGGGCUAGAGACCCCGUUCUCCUUGUUCAAAAAAACAAAACAAAACAGCCUAGGCCUUUCUGUCGGGAGGCCGGCUUACGCGUAGUCCGCCGAGCAUCUUGUCAAUAUUUGCUCAUGCUUUGGACUUUGACGUUGUGGCACAGGGUGAGGCCACAGAGGCGCUACGGACAGGAGCCGGUUUGGACAACGGCAGGAGGGGUGGGGCAAGGAAGAUGGUGGGUAGCGGCUUGGAGGAGAGGAAGGGGCUUUGGGGGGAAAAACAGGAUUCCUACAUUCCCCCAAAGACUCUCCAAUGCUUCACCUCUACUGUACUUAGAAGCGCAUUUAAAUAAUAAUUUUUGCUAGCACUGCUUGGCGCCUUUAAGACCCGUGUGGUAGGUGGAUGUCCAACAGGUGCUCCACCACCACCUCAGCACAUAGGUGCAGAAAUGCAUUGCAGCGGGUUGGACUAGAUGACCCUCGGGUUCCCUUCCAGCGAUCGGUGAUCAGAAUGCUUCUCUGGCUGAAUUCCGCCCUCUGAGGGAACUGGGAAGGGGAUAACCCCCACUUUUGGGGGUCUGGGCAAGCAAGGGGCUGAUCCCCCUGCACCCCCUCAUUUAUUUAUCGCAUUCGGAUCCUACUUUUUUCCACCCGAAGAGCUCAAAGUGGCGUGCGUGCUUCUCCGACCCUUCAAGCGAUCCCUACAACGACCCUGCGAGGUGCUGUCAUGGCACCAGAUGAUGGCACCGACUGGCUGCUCCAGUUGUUGUCCGAAAUCCAGCUGGAGCAGUUUUACGGCAAAAUCCGCAACGAGCUUCACGUCACCCGCCCAGGACAUUUCGAUUACGUCAAGCCCUCAGAUCUGGAACGCAUUGGCAUGGGGCGCCCAGGACAGAGACGGUUGGAGGAAGCGUUGAAGAGGAGAAGACCUCAAGGCCAGCGCCCCAUGUCCUGGGUCUAUAAGAUGUUCACUGGCACGCGGAUCCCGGAAAGCGACGAAGCCCCCAGCCCAGCCCAGCCCUGCCCGACCCCCCGGGGCGAUGCCGAAGCUUCUCUCAAGUGCCUGAUCAGCGAGUGGGACCUGCGCAUCCGCGAGCGGCUGGGGGACGGCUGCUUUGGGGUCGUGCAUCGCGCCGAGUGGAGCACGCCCGGCGGGGGAGUGAAACCCGUCGCUGUCAAAUCCCUGCGCUCCGACGUCUCCUGCGACCCGGGCGCCCUGAUCGACUUCCUCAACGAGGUCAACGCCAUGUGCUGCCUGAACCACCCCAACCUCCUCCGCCUCCAUGGGGUGGUCCUAACUCAGCCCCUCAAGAUGGUGACGGAGCUUGCCCCCCUGGGCGCCCUCUACGACCGCCUCCGGCCCCCCUUCCCUCUCCACCAGCUCUGGAGCUAUGCCCUGCAAGUCGCCCAAGGAAUGUCCUACCUCGAGUCCAAGCUCUUCGUCCACCGCGACCUGGCCGCUCGCAACAUCCUCCUGGCCUCCGAGGAGACGGUCAAGAUUGGCGACUUCGGGCUCAUGAGGCCGCUGUCCAGCAAGAGCGAUCGCUACAUCAUGUCUGCGCACCGCCGCAUCCCUUUCGCCUGGUGCGCCCCCGAGAGCUUGCGCAUGGGAGUCUUCACCAGUGCCUCCGACGUGUGGAUGUUCGGGGUCACCCUCUGGGAAAUGUUCUCCUACUGCGAAGAGCCUUGGAUGGGAUACUCCGGACGGCAGAUCAUGCUAAAGAUUGACAGAGAAGGCAGGCGGCUGGAGCGCCCGGACGACUGCCCGCGAGAAAUCCACGCCCUGGCGAUGAAAUGCUGGGCCCACAGCCCCGAGGAGAGACCCCGUUUCCGGGAGAUUGUCAGCCUGCUGCAAGAGCUCCGUCCCAAGGAAGUGAAGGCGUCCCAGGAUCUCAACGAACCCGGCUGGCUGCGCCUGGAGGCAAACGAUGGCAUCACGGUGAUCGAAGGCAGCCCCGAUUCCUCAACGUGGCGAGGCCAGAACAGGCGGACGCUGAGAGUGGGCAUCUUCCCGUCGUCUGUAGCAAAGCCGGAGGAUGAAGCGCCCCCUGCUGGCACACCACAAAUCAGCCUCCCCAUCCGAAGCUCCUUCGUACACCUAGGCCACGGGGACAUCGACCCCGAGCGUGGAUGGGGCGCUCCGGACCGGAUAGAGGAGAAGAAACCGAAAGCGCGGGCGGUGAACUCCAACCCCCAGAAUCGAGCUGGGGGCAAGCAGCUAUUGCAGUUGGCUCGUCUCUCCAAGAGUCUGGAGUCUCUUUCGGACUUCAGCGUCCUGCGCACCAAACCUCGGAUCCCGGCCUUCAAGCCGGACCCUCCCAGCGUCCCUCUCCAUCAGCGCCGUUUCAGCGAUCUCCCGGCACCUUUGCCUCCUCCGGCACAGCAGCUGGAGCAACGGGGUCGGAAGCCUUUGUCCCGCGUGCCGAAUCCGGCCCUGCCCUCCUGGGCCCUGCCCAAGCCCGAGGGCCCUCCUCCGGGGGCCAGGGAGAAGGAGCAACGGCCACCCAGACCACCGCCCCCCAAAGGGCCACUGGCCCCAGCCCCUUCUGGCGGACAGAGGCCAACCCUGGGGGAAAUUGAGAAGAAGAUCAAGGAGGUGGAAGACAGGGUCCACGGUGCCACGACAGAGGAAUGCCACGAAGCCUUGAGGGCGAGCAGCUGGGAUGUUCAGAAAGCCAGCCAGUUGCUAAAGGUGAACCAGCUCUUCCACAUGAGCUCUCACUCCUGGGAAGAGUGCCGGUGGAUCCUGGAGAAGCACCGCUGGAACCUGGCCAUGGCCUCACGCUAUGUGCUCAGCCGGGGGCUGCGGACCUGACCUGCGUUUUGCGGAAGAUGGGAGGGUGUGAAAUCCUUCCAAGACGGAACAAAAAGGUGCCUCCAUUUUACGUCUUCCGCCUCCAAGCGGCAAAGGUCGUCGUAAAUGCAUAGCGAGGCAAAAGCACCUCCCUUAGAUGCCGACUGUAAUGACUCACCGUGGGGCUUUGGGGGACUGAGACCUCCGGCAAUCCUGCUCCCCUGCUCCCGGCUCUCAUGCAGCUUUCGCCAACCUGGUGCCCUCAGCAGAACUCAGAAGUGCAAGGUGCCUUUAUGUGAGUCCUAGAAGAUUCUGCUGGAUCAGAACGAUGGCCCACUUCAGCAUCCUGUUCUCCCAGUGGCCAACCCCACUGGGAAGCCUGCCAGGAAGAACACACCUAGGCCCUUUCUAAGAUUUCACAGUAAUAAUACAGUCGUACCUCAGAAGUUGAGCGGAAUCCGUUCUGGAAGUCCCUUCGACUUCCAAACUGUUCGGAAUCCAAGGCGCGGCUUCUGAUUGGCUGCAGGAAGCUCCUGCAGCCAAUCGGAAGCCGCGGAAGCCGUGUCGGACGUUCGGGUUCCAAAGAACGCUCGCAAAACGGAACAGUCCCUUCCGGGUUUGCGGCGUUCGGGAGCCAAAACGUUCGACUCGCAAGGCGUUUGGGAUCAUGAACGUGAACAUGAAAUUUAUUAUGGUCAAAGACCAGCUUGUGAGACACAAACGUAACUACAAUCCCAAAAGCAAAGCAAACAUGUAAAACAAUAUACAGCAAUGGAUUUUAAGUUUAAAAAUGCAGUAGGCAUAAAGGAAAAGGAAAAGGGACCCCUGACCAUUAGGUCCAGUCGUGACCGACUCUGGGGUUGCAGCACUCAUCUCACAUUAUUGGCCAAGGGAGCCGGUGUACAGCUUCCAGGUCAUGUGGCCAGCAUGACAAAGCCGCUUCUGGCAAACCAGAGCAGCACACGGAAACGCCGUUUACCUUCCCGCCGGAGCGGUACCUAUUUAUCUACUUGCACUUUGACGUGCUUUCAAACUGCUAGGUUGGCAGAAGCAGGGACCAAGCAAUGGGAGCUCAUCCCGUCACGGGGAUUCGAACCGUCAGCCUUCUGAUCGGCAAGCCCUAGGCUCUGUGGUUUAACCCACGGCUCCACCCGCGUCCCGCAGUAGGCAUAUAAACGCAUACAAACUUUAAGAUAGAUUACCAUAGAGAAAUGACCCAGAGACGCCCGUGGAUCCGAGUUUGGGGAUUUUAUUAACAAACUAGAUUGAAACGGGGGAUGCGUCUGCGCCUACAGAUCUGUGCGCAGAAUCUGGCGACCAUCCGGGUCGUCUUGUGAUCUUGCCUAACAGGAGAAGAUCGAAUUUUUUGCUUUACCAGUAGGUCAGCAAGCCUCACCAGUGUUCGGGAUCCAAGAUACGACUGUACAGAUAAAGCCAAUAAGUACAGAAAGGCGAAAAAUGAUGACAACAAUAACAAUUUGUUAGAUCUACUAUUUUCUGUGCAUGUGCUGGGCAAAUGAUUUGGAGCACUCCAAUGUUUCCUUUCCGGUUGACUUAUAUUUCCUUGAAGUUCCGUCAUACGUAACGUAACUUGCCCUCUGUGCUCUUGAAACUGAAGCACCUUCCGUGUUCCCAAAUACUUAACUUUGCAGCACAAAGAACAAGUGCCCCUUUCUCCAGAGCGACCCGCCCUGGGAGCCAAUCCUUUUACUCUGAUCGGCUCCGAUCAGCCCAAAGGGUGAGAAGAUUUAUUCUCAGAAGCUAAAAUUGCUCCCCCCCCCCGACUCCAGAUCACAACCCCUCUGCUAGAGCUCCCCCAUUGGCCUCAGCCAAAUGUUGCUGGGCCUGGUGGGAAUUUGAACGCAAGGCAGUUAUAGGAACACACCAUGUUGGGGAACGGCUGCUCUAACCCAGUGUUUCUCAACCUUUUUUGGGCCAUGGCACACUUGUUCCAUGAAAAAUAUCACGAGGCACACCACCAUUAAAAAAGUUAAAAAAAUUAACUCUGUGCCGCCCUAUAUUGACUAUAUAAUUAUGACUGUAAUUUAACCCAUGUGCAACUGUACUUCGUGCCUAUUUUAUAGUUUUGUUUUUCAUCGUUUAAUUUCCAUCAGCUGUCAUAACUGUUUUGUUUUAUAUACAUUAUGAAUAUUUUUUUAAGCUUUACCUCCCCCCCCAAAAAAAAUAUUACAAUAGUUCAGCCAGCUAUCUCCCUGUCUUGCUAUUUCCCCCCUAGGCAUUUUAUUUUAUUUGAAUACGUAUAGGCCCCCUAUUAAGUAGGAAGGAGGAAAUUAAUCUCCCUCCCGCCGCCCCAUGGGAGGGGAGAAGCCUUCAGACCCCCAAUUCUCCUCUCCCGCGGCCCGAAGUGGUACAGUCCAGGCAAGGCUCUGCCUGCCCCCGGAUUACAAGGGCGCACGCACUUCCAGGGGAGCUGCGGGGCGGCUCAAAGGCGAAAGGUUACCUUGGCUGCUGCUUGCGAGUAAUUCCGGACCGCGAAGCCCAGCGUCCGCCGCGCAGCCAUGGCGAAGGACGGGCGAAGGAGGCAGGGGAGGCGGAGCAACCUCGAUGCGGCUUAAGGGGGGCCAGCGGCGGAUCUGGAGCGCGCCUCCCUAGAGGGCCUCCCUAGACUCUAAAACCACCCUCCAGUCGUUUGCACUGAGCUUUGGGAAAGAGGAGGAGAAAUAUUGCUUUCCGGCGGGUCAGCGUUGGUUAUUGGCGGCCGCCAGGCACGUGACAAUGCAAAUCGCCCUUCUCAUCGCCGCACGUCGCGGCACACCAGCCAGCGUCUCGCUGGCUGGUUGAGAAACGCUGCUCUAACCCAUUACCCAUUUUUUAAAGACUUUGCAGCGGGGUUGGACUAGAUGACCCUUGGGGGUCCCUUCCAACUCUGUUUAAGUCUAUAAUUCCACCCACAGCAUUUGCGACUUUUCUGUCUCUCUCCUCUUUUGUCCAUUAAGAAAAGGCAGGUGAUGGGAUCCACUUGGGGUUCAUUUACGGUUGAGGGAUCCCAUCUUUUAAGGUUCUGCUCUCACUGAGAAGCCUACCAUAAACUCCCAUCUUGACCUGGAGCUCAGCAUCACUACAAAACCUGCAAAAAUAAAAUUCCUAUAGAAAGCAAGCAGCGCUGGAGGUGGAAGGCAGCCUCCCUCCCUCCCUCUGCCUUUGAAUUUGCAAUUCUGCACAUUUCCCCGAACACAACAGAUAUUACCUCCAAGUCAGUGGUUCCCAAACUUCCCUCUCUCCCUACGGACCACUUGAAAAUUGCCGAGAGCCUCAGCAAAGCCUUCCGUUGUCCUUUCUGCCUCUUGUAGGAAUCGCAGUGCACUGUUCUGGAUGAUGUAUGGUUUUUAAUUGUAUUUUUAUUGCUCUGUUUAUUUCUUACACUGUGCUUUGCGGUAUUGCCAUUCAAGUUCCGCAUCGACACAGUCUUUCUUGCUGCUUCCCCUCGCUGUCUUUUCGGCUGCUAAUUCUCUCCUUUCAAUUGGCCUCUCCCUCUUAAGUAAACCCAUCCGGAACUGCGGUGCUUUUGUAGGGAGGGGAAGACCAACACAGGAUCCACCCUUCCAGUCCAAAUCGAUAGGAGUCUGACAGGCAGCAGUUAUCAGAUUACAUAUCCCCCCUCUCCACACUUUCCCAUCUAUCUGGAUGGUGUAGAAUGUGCGCGUCGCAUUUGUAAAUACGGUGUAAAUGAGCGAAUAAACUGUGUAAAUAUUGCCGCUUUGCAGAUGGGCUAUUCUUUUGCUUUGAACACCUGCGUUUAUUUGAUGCAUGAGCAAUCCAACUUGGAAACACUGAUAUGGAGUUGUUUUUUGGAGGGGCGUUUUACAAAUGUUUUGUGUUUUGCAUGCACCAAGUCAGUGUGGACAUGUUUAAAACCUGACUUAUGUUUGAAUGUGCUGCUACUAGAGAUCUUAGUAGGCCACAAGCUAGAUGAGAGUCCACAGUGCGAUGGAACAGCAAAAAAAAGCUAACACUAUUCUAGUGUCCAGACAAGGGAAGUUAUGGUUCUGUUCUGUUCUGCCUUGGUCAGACCACACCUGGAAUACAUUGGUACCUUGGUUCUCGAACUUAAUCCAUUCCGGAAGUCCGUUCCAAAACCAAAGCGUUCCAAAACCGAGGGGUGCUUUCCCAUAGAAAGUAAUGCAAAACGAAUUAAUCCGUUCCAGACUUUUAAGAACCCCUAAAGCAGCCAUUUAACAUGAAUCAUAGAAUCAUAGAGUUGGAAGGGACCACAAGGGUCUCUUAAUUUUCAUAUGCUGAUAUUAUUAUAUACUAUUGUAAUGAUUGUUGAACGUUACAUUAUUUGAUUGCUUAUUUUAAAGCUAUGUUUUAUUAUCAUAUUUUUGUAUUGCAUUAGAUUGUUAUAAGGUUGUUUUGUAUUUCAUUAGAUUCUGUUUCUUCAGCUUGUAAACCGCUUUGAGUAUUGUAUGAUAGAAAGGCGGUAUACAAAUUAAAAGUGAUGAUGAUGAUGAUGAAGGGCCAUCCAGUCCAACCCCCUGCCAAGCAGGAAACACCAUCAAAGCAUUCUUGAUAUAUGCCUGUCAAGCCUCUGCUUAAAGACCUCCAAAGAAGGAGACUCCACCACACUUCUUGGCAGCAAAUUCCACUGUCGAACAGCUCUUACUGUCAGGAAGUUCUUCCUAAUGUUUAGGUGGAAUCUUCUUUCUUGAAGUUUGAAUCCAUUGCUCCGUGUCCGCUUCUCUGGAGCAGCAGAAAACAACCUUUCUCCCUUCUCUAUAGGACAUCCUUUAAUAUAUUUGAACAUGGCUAUCAUAUCACCCCUUAACCUUCUCUUCUCCAGGCUAAACAUACCCAGCUCCCUAAGCCGUUCCUCAUAAGGCAUCGUUUCCAGGCCUUUGACCAUUUUGGUUGCCCUCUUCUGGACACGUUCCAGCUUGAGUUUUACUAUCUAACGAGACCAUGGAUCCAUAAAAUGAAAGCAACAGUCAAUGUACUGCAGUCACACAAUCAACCCAUCAGGAGCUGAACCGGGUUCCACACAGUCACAAAAACAAAACAAAAAAGAGCCACAAAAACAAAAACAAAAAUGCAAAAUAAAGAGCAAAAACAGACAGACCUCAGCUUAACACUCAAAACAGAAGUGUGGCACUCAAAACGGAGCACGUUCGGCUUCAAAAAGAAGUUUGCAAACCGGAACACUUACUUCCCGGUUUGCAGCGUUUGGGUUCCAAGUUGUUUGAGUACCAAGGCGUUUGAGAACCAAGGGACCACUGUACUGUGUCCAGUUCUGGGCAACACAAUUUAAGAUGGAUGUUGACCAGCUGGAAGGUGUGCAGAGGGGGGCGACCAAGAUGAUCACGGGUCUGGGAACCAAGCCUGAUGAGGAAUGGUCGAAGGAGUUGGGGAUGUUUAGACUGGAGAAGAGAAUGAGAAGAGAGAUGAUAGCCCUCUUCAAAUAUCUGAAGGGCUGGCCCAUGGAAGGUGGAGCAAGCUUCUUUUCUCCUGCUCUAGAGAGAACUUGAACCAAUGGAUUCAAGUUACAAGAAAGGAGAUUGUGACUAAACAUUAGGGUGAGCUUUCUGACAGUAAGAGCUGUUCAGCAGUGGAACAGACUUCCACAAGGAAGUGGACUCUCCUUCCUUGGAGAUUUAUAAGCACAGGUUGGAUGGCCAUCUGUCAUGGAUGCUUUACCUGAGAUUCCUGCAUUACUGUGGGGUUGGGCUAGAUGACCCUCAGGGUCCCUUCCAACUCCUAAGAUUUUAUAUUGCUAUGUUCUUCAUAUAAUGCAGCGCACUUAAAUCGAUGCAUCAAUUUCCCCACCAAUGCUUCUUCUAAUAGACUUGCAAAGCAAUAAUAAAACAUCACAGAAGCUGCAGAGUUGAGCUUUUGGGAGGUUGCACUCCCAGAAGCACACUGCAACCUCUUUGCGUUUCUUCCCCAACCACGACAACUACGUUCUUUUCCUCAUCCACAUCGUCAGUGCUGAUUUCCCAAGUCCCAGUCUUCACACUCUAACCACUACACCCCACUGCCUUCCUAGAGUCCUUCUGUUCUGGGGCAGCUCUAUAAAUUAAGUAAGGUAAAAAGGUAAAGGGGCCCCUGACCAUCAGGUCCAGUCGUGUCCGACUCUGGGGUUGCGGCGCUCAUCUCGCUCUAUAGGCCGAGGGAGCCGGCGUUUGUCCGCAGACAGCUUCCGGGUCAUGUGGCCAGCAUGACAAAGCUGCUUCUGGCGAACCAGAGCAGCGCACGGAAACGCCGUUUACCUUCCCGCCGGAGCGGUCCCUAUUUAUCUACUUGCACUUUGAUGUGCUUUCGAACUGCUAGGUGGGCAGGAGCAGGGACUGAGCAACGGGAGCUCACCCCAUUGCAGGGAUUCGAUUAAGUACCGGUAGGUAAAUCAAUAGGAGGAAACCAAAAUGUCCUUUUGCGAAGGCUCUGAAUAUUUUCCUUGAAGCUCGGAUGUGUUUUAUUCUGCACUGUUUCAAUUCGAUGUUUUAACGUAAACUGCUUUGAUCUUCUUCCUUUAAAAUAUAAAGCAGUGUGGAAUUGAAACGAAUAGUAAUAACAAAUUCCACUGCAAAAAAAAGGGAGGUUCCUAGACCUUCCAUUCUGGUGACCGCAACCCAGGUUGAAGGCAAUUAGCGUUUAUAGCUGAGUUUCGAACACAGCUCUGGGGGGAGGCAAAAUUGCAGGGGGUUGGCCUAGAUGACCCUUGGGAACCCUUUCCAACCCUACAAUUCCAAGAUUCCAUGAAUGCUGCUGGGCGGGGGGAGAAGAGCGGGCGAGGCGAUGGGAGAA
This is a messenger RNA of Zootoca vivipara (common lizard), 9936 nucleotides long. It is a transcript of the gene TNK1, whose product is annotated as tyrosine kinase non receptor 1. Gene Ontology annotation, molecular function: ATP binding; protein tyrosine kinase activity; protein binding. Lineage: Eukaryota; Metazoa; Chordata; Lepidosauria; Squamata; Lacertidae. Gene Ontology annotation, biological process: protein phosphorylation. The record is from RefSeq and is a predicted model, not a curated record.